Messenger RNA from Lachancea nothofagi CBS 11611, 2145 nucleotides. The record is from the annotation of a GenBank genome assembly. NCBI's taxonomy places the organism in Eukaryota, Fungi, Ascomycota, Saccharomycetes, Saccharomycetales, Saccharomycetaceae.
AUGGCUGAAGAUGAUGGCAUGAUGCUUUUAAACUUGGACACCAGUUUUGGUGGCGAUUCUGCACCUGAAAAGGUCAAAAUAAGUGGCGGGAAAUGGAAAGACAGAAGGAGAGCGAAAAAACAGCAAAAUGGGCCAUCUCAAGGUGCGCAAGGUGAAGAGGCAGAUGGCAGAGGAUCACUAAAGCGCUCUGGAGGCAAUGCAACAGGAAAGCCGGACCGCAAAGUCGCGAAAUCUACUGCCAAUACCAAUGGCGGGGUGAGCAAUUGUGGUACUGAAUACGUGUCGUCGCUGUUCACAGCAAACCGAGAGAUUACAACAUCUGUGAACAGCAAUGCGCACGAUGAGAGUUUGCCGGUCAACCCAUCGAAUGCCCCAUUAUUGCAGGACUCGUUCGAAGCCUUGGGAAUAACGUCUCCACUUCUGCAACACCUUAGCGAAAAAAUGCAUAUUUCGAAACCAACUCGUGUUCAGAAACUGAGUAUUCCAACGCUUUUGGAAGCCAAAAACGAUGUCUUUGUGCACGCGCAAACUGGGUCUGGUAAAACACUGGCAUUUUUGUUGCCUAUUCUGACGCGAAUUCUUUCCAUGAAAACGCGUGUUGAUCGUCAGUCUGGUUGUUUUGCCAUGAUCAUCACACCAACUCGUGAGUUGGCUUCGCAGAUUUAUUCGGUAAUGCUGACUUUAACUCAGUGCUGCCACUACCUCGUACCAUGUUUGCUCAUUGGUGGUGAGCGUAAAAAAUCUGAGAAGGCAAGACUGCGCAAGGGGUGUAAUUUUAUCAUUGGCACACCAGGGCGGAUAUUGGAUCAUUUACAGAAUACUCAGGUUAUUAAAGAACAGUUCGCUUCAUCUUUGAGAUACUUGGUUCUGGAUGAGGGUGAUAAACUUAUGGAACUGGGGUUCGAAGAGACGAUCACAGAUAUUAUCAAGUUUAUUCACGAAGUCCCCCUUGAUCAUUCAAAGUUUCCGGAACUUCCCAAGAGGCUAAUUCACACAUUAUGCAGUGCGACGCUCAAGGGAGGAGUCACCAAAUUGGGAAAUGUGGCUUUGGAAGACUACAAGCUUAUAAGUAGUGGUCAAAAACAGCACGAAGUGGACGCCGUUCCAGACCAACUGGUUCAAAGCAUUACUAUUGUUCCUCCGAAGCUGCGAUUAGUGACGUUAGCUGGACAACUCAGUAACUUGACUGCUAAGCAUAUUUCCUCCGAGACUAAGGAAACCACACGUACAAUUAUUUUCCUGUCAUGUUCAGAUAGUGUAGAGUUCCAUUACGAUGUCUUUUCCUAUGACAGUGGGAGAAGUCGGGCUUUGGUGGGUGAUUCUGUUAGAGCGCUAUCGGGGAACUCCACUUCGUUGCCUUGUCUAUCACAAGUGACAGCUCCGUCGGUUGUUUGUUACAAAUUACACGGUUCGCUUUCACAGCAGAUUCGUACGGCCACUUUGCAAAGCUUUUCGAGCGAUUCUGAUGCUACGCGCGGAAAGCAUCUUAUAAUGUUCUGCACUGAUGUCGCUAGCAGAGGUUUGGAUUUACCGAGGGUGAGUUCGGUUAUAGAACUAGAUCCUCCUUUUGCAGUUGAAGACCAUUUGCAUAGAAUUGGGCGUACUGCACGCGCGGGUGUGAGCGGAGAAUCGCUUCUGUUCCUCUUGCCUGGUGAAGAAGAGGGCUACAUGGAACUCAUUAAACCGUAUCAUCCACAAGGUUGGAAACUGCUGAAGUCGGACGUAGACAUUUUGAAGCCUGCAUUUAUGGGUUCCAACGUUCUAAGAAGUGAUAGGCGAAGCGACAAGGACGGCUCAGUUGAAUGGGACAACAAUGCUACUACCUGGCAUCUCAACGUGGAAAGACGAGCUCUUGAAGAUCAAGCUUUCAAGGAUGUUGCAGUCAAGGGCUUCGUAAGCCAUGUUAGGGCAUAUACCACUCAUUUGUCACUAGAGAAGAAAUACUUUAACGUCAAGUGCCUGCAUUUGGGUCACUUGGCCAAGAGUUUUGCCUUGAGGGAACGGCCUAAAGCUAUGGGCGGCAACAGUUCCAAAGGCAGAAAUGGCGAAGAGACUUCAAAAAGACCUAAGGAAGACGCAAAAUCGAAAAUGCUCCGCAUGGCGAAUAUGGCGUUACGUCAAGGUCAAAGUGAGUUCAAUUAUUAG